Molecule: messenger RNA, 2259 nt
Organism: Zingiber officinale
Lineage: Eukaryota; Viridiplantae; Streptophyta; Magnoliopsida; Zingiberales; Zingiberaceae
Product: RING-H2 finger protein ATL79-like
Exons: 1
Coding region: 112-612 (166 amino acids)
Source: RefSeq, a predicted model, not a curated record
UUGAUUAUUUAAGUCGCAUCAUGCAACUGACUCUUCUGUAAAAUCAAAGCCAGAAACUUUCUUUGUUAUUCCCCUCUAUUGACGACCAGCUAAAUCUCCAAGAAGGCGACCAUGGCGGAGCCUCACGCAGGCACUGGCGGAGCGGUCCACCACCCUCCGGCGCCGGAGCCGGCAGAGAGCACCAGCAACGCCACAGCCAACGAGUGGGGUCCCUACUCCGGCGCCGGCGACUUCGGCACCAACAUGGCCAUCGUCCUCGCUUCCCUGUUCUGUACCUCCCUCCUCGCCUUCUCCCUCGGUGCCGCCGUCCGCCUCCUCCUCCGCCGCUUCGGCAGCGAACGCCAGCCUCCGGGGAAGCCGGAGAUGAUGGAGGCUGCAGCGCCGGCUUUACUGUUCUCGGCGGGGGACACGAGACUGGCCGGGGCGGCGGUCGAGUGCGCCAUCUGUCUGGCGGACUUCGUGGACGGCGAUGCCGUGCGGGUGUUGCCGGCGUGCGGACACGGGUUCCACGCCCAGUGCGUCGAGCGGUGGGUGGUGGCCAGGAGAACGUGCCCGACUUGCCGUCGGGCAUGCGGUGACGAGGAGCUGAUGCGAGUGCAAGAAACGGCGUAAUCAAUAGUCGGCGUUCGUUUUCUGUCACUCGCAGAAAGAUAAUUAAGGAUCGUUUGGGUUCAAGUUCGUCACUUCAAUUAGUUGUUUUUCUUAUCCUUACCUUCGUGUUCCUUCCGUUUGAUUUUCCUAGAAAGAGUUAUCGAAUUUCUGGUUAUGCUCAAAAGUGAAUCAUAAUUUUAGUCUUUUGAUCACCUGAUCCAUCUAUUCUACCCUUUGUUCUUCUCGGAUUCCUAAACUGCUCCACCUUCGUCCUCAAGUUGGUCUAGACAUUAAACCUGCUAUGCAGUUCUACCAUUACGCUUUAGCGGUUGAUUUCACCUUAAAAAAUUUCACUAUCUUUUUUUUUUUUUGGUCUUACAACGAGAUGAUUGAUCUUGUAGAAAUCAGAGAGUGGGAAAUAAGUUCGGAGAAUAUUUUUUGCUUCUCAUACGCAUAUUUAUACUUUAUUCAUAAAUAUCAAAUAUGGUAUACAAUCACUAGUUAUAUGAGUUAUGAUAUUUACAACAAUAACAUCAAAUACUAUUUAUAUGGUAAAUCCUUGCUAAUUAUAACAGAUGAAGUCCCAACGCAUUAAGAAAGCAUCAUAUGCUUAACAAAAAGUGUAGAUGGUGGAGUUUCUUUACGAUGAGUUCUACAACAAUUAAAUGCCACAUAUAAUAACUUUUCUAUAUUUUAAGUUUUGAAUAUAGGGAGUAUUCAAGAUUUUGAAAACCCUACCAUAGCUUGCAUCACUAUUGACUUCUUAAAUAAUCAUUACUAUUGACCACUUACUAGAUAUGAGUUAAAAAUGAAAAUCAAGACCAUUAAUGUAGUUCUAAGACCCAAACAUUAUUUGUUCAAACAAUUUAGGUUCAAUAAAUACAUUGGUGCUUUUUUUCUAGGUAUAUAAGAUGAAAAAUAAAAAUUAUUAACUAUUUAGCCGAUUAUACAAGAACAAGAAAAUUAAGAAAAAAUCACAUGUAUAACACAAGAUAAAUCUAUAAUUUCCGUAGAAUAAUCUAAAGAAUAUUAAUUGAUAAAACAAUAGAAUAAGUAACAAUUUUACUCUGAAAAUGUAUUUUGUGAGAUCAUGCCCGGUUCGGUUCGGUUCAUGGAAGACCACGAACAAGAUCCGCCCGUGUUUUUCUCGCCUCCCUCUGCUUCUCUCCUCUUCUCUCGGCCGAUGGAACCACAAUCUCCGCGAUCUGCGAUCUCCCCGACCGCCAGCGACAAGGGCAAGGAGAGGAAGAAGAAGAAUGAGCUCGACGGAUGCCCACGAAUCCACCGGGUGGGAGGAGCUCCGCAAGGAAGCCAGGAAGAUUGAGGGUGACCUGGACGUCAAACUCUCCUCCUACGCCAAGCUCGCUUCCAUAUUCACCCACUCUUCCGGUACGCUCUCGGCCCUCCCUUUCUCUUCUCCGCACUUCUCCAUACUCGGAAUCGGUGUUUAAUAGAGAUAGGCGAUUCACGUUUCUCCCUCGCGGUGUCCAUUGAUCACCCUAGUCGAUGACUCGAAUUCCAAUCUUACUGCAUAUGCGUGUUUAUAUACUUUAAGAGACAAAAUUGUUAGGACCAAAAGUAGCUAGAGGGGGGGGUGAAUAGCUCGUCGCGUUCGCUCGGUGCGCUUCGUUGCUUGGCGUUGCUUGGCGUUGCUUGUUUCUUCAAGAA